AUGUUUCAAGAUUUUAAAAAGUCGUACUAUGGCGCUAGUGAAAAAGAAACCACAGUUCAAGAUAUUACUAUUAAGGCCGAAUUCGGUGCCAAUGUUCCGGCUAAUGCACGUACUAUAGCAUAUACCUUACAGAUUUCAGACCGGAUGUUUAACCUUCAGUCGGAUGAACAAAGAUUUGAGGUCGUGUAUUUAUUGCUAAAAGUGUUCCAAGGAACUAUAAUAGCGUGUGGUACCACUGACGAGCGCUUUUUUGUGGUAUCACUAACGGUAAAAGCUACAGAAGUGGAAAUUAGAUGUGGUUUGGAAAGUGGUAUCGAAAUUGAUACCGAAAAUUUGGGGCCGAAAUACCAGACAAGCAUACAAAGCACGUUAAGGACGACAAAGGUUAUAACUGACUUCCGAGCAUCACGAUACAGCGAACUGUGUCUAAGAGCAGUCGGCGGUAAAAUAUACCUUGAAUCAAAUAAAACCAAGAGAGAAGUCUUGUUUGAAGAUUCGUAUAUUUCUUUUGGUCCGAAAAAACAUGUCGCUGAUACAGAAAAAUUCGAACUACAAGAAGACAUCAAAAUCCUCGGCCGAAUCAUCGACGAUAAACAGACACGAACUCCUACAUCUAAAUACGAGCAUUUUUGA
Messenger RNA from Paraglomus brasilianum, 633 nucleotides. Lineage: Eukaryota; Fungi; Glomeromycota; Glomeromycetes; Paraglomerales; Paraglomeraceae. The record is from the annotation of a GenBank genome assembly.